AUGAAGAACAACCAAUCCACCCAGCCGCUGCUUCGAUCAAAACGGCAAAAACCUAAGUUGGCUGCUUUCUUUGUCCGGCUACGUGACUGUUUAUUGUCGUGCGUGGGUUUCUCCCAGAGCUUAGUUCCCAAAGACGUACCACCUGGUCACGUGGCAGUUUAUGCUGGUUCAAACCAUGAGCGGUUUGUGAUCCGAAUUAGCCAUUUAAAUCAUUCUCUGUUCCGCGCUUUGCUGGAAGAGGCCAAGGAUGAAUAUGGGUUUGACACCAACAGGCCACUCACCCUUCCCUGUGAUGGAGAUACUCUUCAGUAUAUAAUCAUUCUUCUUCGCAACCAGAAAGAUCUGUUGUUCCCAGAUUUCAACUUGGACCAACAACAUAUUACAGAUCGCUUAUAG
Messenger RNA from Cryptomeria japonica (Japanese cedar), 396 nucleotides. RefSeq names its product indole-3-acetic acid-induced protein ARG7-like. The record is from RefSeq and is a predicted model, not a curated record. NCBI's taxonomy places the organism in Eukaryota, Viridiplantae, Streptophyta, Pinopsida, Cupressales, Cupressaceae. The transcript has a single exon. Gene Ontology annotation, biological process: response to auxin. The coding region runs from base 1 to 396 and encodes 131 amino acids.